Messenger RNA from Cariama cristata (Red-legged seriema), 1801 nucleotides. RefSeq names its product MAM domain containing 4 (gene MAMDC4). NCBI's taxonomy places the organism in Eukaryota, Metazoa, Chordata, Aves, Cariamiformes, Cariamidae. The annotation marks the transcript as partial. Gene Ontology annotation, cellular component: membrane. The record is from RefSeq and is a predicted model, not a curated record. The transcript has 15 exons. Gene Ontology annotation, molecular function: protein binding.
AGCACCUCGGCUUACAGAUGGGUGCGGGGCCGGGCCAGCUUGGCUGCAUGGGGCAUGGGGCCCCACUCAGACCACACCGUGGGCACUGACCUGGGGUGGUUCAUGGUGACCAUGUCCCCGCCGGCAAAGACCGCAGCCACGGCCUGGCUCAGGUCACCAGUGAUGAGGGAAGCAGCCGUCACAUGCGAGAUCAGCGCCUGGUACCACCUCUCAGGAAGCGACCAGCUGGUUGCCUACCCGGGCCGGAUUGCGGAGCCGUUUCAGCUCAUCUUCUCCCUGACACAACUGCCCAUGUGCGGGGCAGAGCUGGCACUCGAUGACAUCGUCUUCAGGAAUUGCGGUUUGCAGGAGCCCGGGCAGCAGAUCUGUGGGGUGGAGGAGAGCUGCUGCGGCCGGGGCUCCUGCUUGGCACAGCACCGCUUCUGCGAUGGCACCGACGACUGUGGGGACGGCUCAGAUGAGGAUGCAAAGCAGUGCAAAUCCUUCACCCUCUGCUCCUUUGAGCAAAAUCUCUGCAACUGGAAAGUGGAGGUCGGGCAACCGGCAUGGGAGAGGAACACGAGCCUGAACCUGGGGACUGCAUAUGGCAUCCCCAUGCGGGACCACAGCAAUAACAGCAGGGCGGGUUUUUUCCUCCACGUGGGCAGCACCUCAGCCACGGGGGUCAGUGGCACGGCACGGCUCACCAGUCCCACUUUCCAGGCCACCAACUCCUGCUCUCUUGUGCUGUACAUCAACCUCCACGGCUCGGCCACCAGCAACCUCAGCAUCUCCUACGUGACUAACUUCACCACGCAGCUGGUGAGGGAGAGGACAGGGGACCUGGGCAGCUGCUGGGUCCGGGAGAGAGUAGACUUCAACGUGACAGCAAGCAGCUUCAAGGUGCUGAUCGAGGGGGUGGCCGGCAGCGCAGGGACCGUGGCCAUCGAUGACCUGAUCUUGUCUCCAGGCUGCAUGCAGGAGCAGGAGGAGCCUUUGACCACGCUGCUGAGCCAGGCAAGUGCCAGCCCCUGUGCGGCUGGGGAGGUGGCCUGCGACAGUGGGGGCUGCAUCAGGGCAGAACUGGCCUGUGACUUUGCCAAGACGUGCGCCGACGGCUCUGAUGAGAACCACUGUGGAGCAACCACCUUCGAGGCUGGGACCGGAGGCUGGCACGAUGUCAGCGUGGGGCGUCUGCGCUGGAGCGUGCAGAGAGCCACUGAGCUCGCUGCCACCAACCUCACAGGUGCAGGGGCUUUCCUGGCCCUCCAGGCAGGAGAAGGACAAGUGGUGGCUGCUGCAAAGGCACGCACACCGCUGCUUGGCCCCUCCGGCCCAGCCUGUGCCAUGGAGAUGAGCUACCGCAUCCACAGCGGCCCCCAAGGCUUCCUUGCUGUCAGCAUCGCGGAUCACACGACUGGCACCACCCAUCUGGCGUGGCACACGCAGGGGCAUGGCGGCACAGCUGGGGGACAAGUCCGCAUCCCGCUGGGGGAGAGGAGACGGCCCUUCCAGGUCGAGCUGCUGGCACUGGUGGAUCUGCAGAACUCGGCAAACGCCGUCGUCGACAGCGUGACAUUUGUGCAGUGCCACAUCGACGCGGUGCCACCAGGGGCCAUGGAGCUGUCCUGCAACUUUGAGAGGGGCAUGUGUGGCUGGUACCAGGAUCAGUCCAGUGACUUCAAAUGGGUCCAUGGCACGGGGCAGGGGCACGGCUCCGACCACACCACCGGCUCAGGUAAGUGGCUGGCUCCUCUCCUGAGGACCCUGGGCAGCCCAGGACACGCCACAGCCUUCUGUCCCCAGAGCCGAUUUGUGUCCU